AUGUCACUUUUCCCAAUUCAUCGUUAUCGUCGUUUUGAUGAUCCAUUUGAUCGAUUCUUUGGUGAUCAAUUGGAUUUCUUCGAUCCAUGGUAUGAUUUUGAUACAUUUCCAUCGGCUCUUUCUGUUCAACCAAAUGCUUUUCGAUGGAUCAAUGAACCAUAUCGAUUAACACAUUCAUCAACAACACCAACAUCACGAUCACCAACUGCUGAAAAAUUUCGUGUUCAACUCAAUGUAGCAGGUUUCAAUCCAGAUACAAUUAAAACAAAAGUUGAAGGUCGAAAAGUAAUUGUCGAAGCUAAACAAGAAGAUCGUCAACCUGAUGGUGAUUAUAAUAUUCGAGAACUACGAAAAACCUAUGAAUUACCUGAACAUGCUGAUUCACAACGUUUAGCUUCAUAUGUAACUCCAAAUAAUAUGCUUGUCAUUGAAGUACCAAUUCGUAAUCCAGAAGCAGAACGUCGUGUUGCUCAAGCUAGAAAUGAUAAUCAAAGUUUGGUACAAUUUGGCCAAUAUCGUGAUCCUUUAUUUGAUUAUGCUGGAUUUUUGGCUGGUUCAGAUUUUCAACCACGUAUUGUUGAUAAAGGAAAUAAUGAAAAACAACUUGAAAUGUCAGUUGGAAUGAAAAAUUAUCGACCAGAAGAAAUAAAAGUAUCAGUUAAAAAUAAUGAAUUAAUUGUUCAAGGUGAACAUCAAUAUAAAGAUAACAAUCGUUCAGAACGAUCCUUCUUCUUUAAAUCAACAACAUUACCACCUGGUGCACAAGUAGAUCAAUUACAAUCACGUUUAACUGAUGAUGGACAAUUGAAAAUUGAAGCACCUUAUGUUGAACAAAAGGGAGCUACAAAAUCAAUUGAAAAUCAGAAGAAAUAA
This is a messenger RNA of Rotaria sordida, 873 nucleotides long. The record is from the annotation of a GenBank genome assembly. NCBI's taxonomy places the organism in Eukaryota, Metazoa, Rotifera, Eurotatoria, Philodinida, Philodinidae.